Molecule: messenger RNA, 739 nt
Organism: Cyprinus carpio (common carp)
Lineage: Eukaryota; Metazoa; Chordata; Actinopteri; Cypriniformes; Cyprinidae
Product: E-selectin-like
Exons: 5
Coding region: 143-739 (198 amino acids)
Source: RefSeq, a predicted model, not a curated record
UGUCUCAACAAAUGCUCAAGAAGUUACCUGUGAGGGGGAACAACUCAUCAACGUUGACAUUUUAAUUGGACAUCCAGGUAUCGUUUCACCUUACAAACCUGGACAUAUUUUAGUUUUUCGAUGCACUGAUGUGAACCUGAAGAUGCAUGGACAACGAACAAUUGAAUGCAUGUCAGAUGGAAAAUGGGAUCAGCCAUUUCCAGUAUGUAGAGAAUUAACUUGUGAGCUUAAGUCAACCAAGAUCAACCCAGAGGGAAAGAUUAUUUUCAGAGCUGGAGAAAGUGUGGAGAUCACCUGCUCUAAAAAACGCCUUUGGUUUUUGAAAGAAACCAGCAAAACAUUUACAUGCCAAGAGAACGGGGAGUGGGAUCAUAAGCCUGUUUGUGGAGAGAUUAGAUGUGAAGUUCCACGUGACCAGCAUGUGUCUCACCCAGACUUUUACUUCAGAGGAGAUAUGAAACUGGGAGCAAAACAAAAUUACUAUUGCGAGUCUGGGUAUGAGAAAAUGGCAGAAGAAGCCACAUGUACACGAGAUGGUUGGACACCAAAUCCACUGUGUGCUGAGAUGACAGUAUCAAGAAAAUUGUGGACCACCACCACCAGUGAACAAUGCAGAUACAGUAGAAAUGGACAAAAAAGGAAUACAUUACAGGAGAGGGUGUUGAAUACAUCUGCUUUAAUAAAUACACACUGGAUACGAGCCCCACUGAUCUGCGUCACCCUUUCUCCAAAUACUUGA